CAGGGCUCCUGCAGCCCCUUCUCCAGAGCGGGGCCUGCGCUGGAAGGUGAGAGGAGAGCUGCCCUCACGGAGGGGAAGGGACAAAUCUGGAGCUCAGGAUAACCCUUCCCUCAGAGGCCCCUUCCUGGUGUGCCACGCCCUGGCCACCCCCUCGUGCUCCCCCUCCCACUGGAGGGGACCCCCCAUGCAAUGGCCCCUCGGGGCCGGCCGGGGAGGGGCUGCGGGCAGGGAUAAAAGGCCCGGCGGGGUCUGGGCUCAGCUCCAGGCUCUGUGCCCUCCUGCAGCCCAGCAAAGCCGCCACCAUGGUGCACUGGUCAGCCGAGGAGAAGCAGCUCAUCAGCAGCGUCUGGGGCAAGGUCAACGUGGAGGAAUGUGGGGCCGAGGCCCUGGCCAGGCUGCUGAUCGUCUACCCCUGGACCCAGAGGUUCUUCUCUAACUUCGGGAACCUGUCCAGCCCCACGGCCAUCGCUGGCAACCCCAGGGUCCGUGCCCACGGCAAGAAGGUGCUCACCUCCUUCGGGGAGGCUGUGAAGAACCUCGACAACAUCAAGGGCACCUACUCCAAGCUGUCAGAGCUGCACUGUGAGAAACUGCACGUGGACCCCGAGAACUUCAGGCUCCUCGGAGACAUCCUCGUCAUCGUCCUGGCCUCCCACUUCGGCAGGGACUUCACCCCUGCGUGCCAGUCCGCCUGGCAGAAGCUGGUGGGUGUCGUGGCUCACGCUCUGGCCCGCAGGUACCACUGAGCCCCCGGGCA
This is a messenger RNA of Myiozetetes cayanensis, 757 nucleotides long. Its product is annotated as hemoglobin subunit epsilon. Lineage: Eukaryota; Metazoa; Chordata; Aves; Passeriformes; Tyrannidae. Gene Ontology annotation, cellular component: blood microparticle; hemoglobin complex; haptoglobin-hemoglobin complex. Bases 303 to 746 code for a protein of 147 amino acids. The record is from RefSeq and is a predicted model, not a curated record. The transcript has 3 exons. Gene Ontology annotation, molecular function: oxygen binding; peroxidase activity; oxygen carrier activity. Gene Ontology annotation, biological process: hydrogen peroxide catabolic process; oxygen transport.